Plasmodium cynomolgi strain B is the source of this 16284-nucleotide messenger RNA. RefSeq lists its product as hypothetical. The transcript has 2 exons. Lineage: Eukaryota; Apicomplexa; Aconoidasida; Haemosporida; Plasmodiidae. The record is from RefSeq and is a predicted model, not a curated record. The coding region runs from base 1 to 16284 and encodes 5427 amino acids.
AUGGAACACAAUAACAUCGUAAACGAAGUUGUUAAGCUGAAAACGGAGCUGAAGAACGCACUGGUAGAAAAUGGAGAGCUAAAAAAGAGGCACCAUGAAGACACGGAAAAGAUGAACUUAGUUUCGUUGAAAAACGCCACUCUGUUGAGUGAGAUAGCGGACGAGAAGAAAAUGCUGCAAGUAGAGUUCAAUAACUACAAGGAGGAGUCAGUAAAGGACAUAAAGAGGCUACAGGAGGAGCUGGACAAAAACGUAAUUAUGUUAAAUUGUUUGAAGGACGAAAUUCUAUUCAAGGAGGAGGAACUGAAAAAGGCGGAAAUAAUUGAGAAGCUAUACAAGGAGGAGAGCCAACUGAAUCAAGAAAAAGAUAGGAAGAUUAAAGAUUUAGAAAACAUCCUAACACGGAGGGAAGCAGCAGAGAGGGGUGCACCUUCAAAGGAAGACCAAACCAUUGAUGGGCAUCCCCUAUUGGAGCAAAGGAACGAAGAAUUGAAAGUGUUAAAUAAAAAAUAUGAACAGCUAAAAAAAACAAACAACGAAAUUGAGAAGAAAAUAUACUUCCUAAAGGAAGAAGUAGAUUAUUACAAAAAUAAUGAAAACAGUUUUAUAAUGCAAAAUAUUUUUAAUGCAGAAAAUAAUUUAGACGAUUCGACGUGCAAGAAGUAUCUUUUGAAGAUAUCAGUCCUGUACAACGCUUUACACAAAAUUGUCGUAUAUGAUCAAAGGAGUCUACUCGAAAAAGACAAAUUAAUUUACUCCCUGGAGAAGGAAAACACGCACUUUUUGAAAAAAUUCAUCGCAGAUGAGAUGUACUGUCUUUACCUCAAAGAUUGUAUCAGUAAAAUUAACUUGACUUACCAAAUAGAUCUGCACAAACAGGAGAAAAAAUAUAUGCUGCUCAACUCAGAGUACGAUGAGUUAUAUAAUAAGUUUCUGCAGGAAAAGAAUGAGAAUUGCUUACUCAACGAAAGAUAUGAUAAAAUUAUUUUCAAUCAGAAGAAAGAAAUUAAUAACUUGAAGAGCCAUAUCUCUAUACAGAAUAAGGAUAAAGAAAUUCUCACCAAGUAUAUCGACAACUAUAUCACUUAUAUAGAAAAUUCAUAUGAGAAAUAUUGCCUUCUCAAUACAGAGUAUAAAAAUUUAGAAGAGUUAGUCAAAGAUUUGGAAGAAAAAAACAAAAAUUUGAUGAUUCUUGUUAAUGGGAUAAAUGCAGACAUGGAGAGGGAUCAUUCUAAGGGGACCGAAUUGGAGAAUGAGAAUAGAGCAAAACAUAAAAGGAACACCAUAACGAUGGAUAUUGAUCAUAUGAAGUUAAUCAAAAAUGAUAUCAAAGAUAAGGACAUAAAAAUUAUAGAAUUGGAGAGCAAAAAUCUGGAACUUGAAAAAACGAUUGACAAACUUAAUGACGAGUUGGUGAAGAACAGAAAAACGGAGUACGAAGAAAGCGAAUCCUCCAAAAUUAAAGACCUCUGCUUCGAUUUGAAGGAUAUUUGCUCCAAACUAGAACUAGAAGUGAAGGAGAAAAAUUACAUCAUAGAGGAGCUCACCGAAAAAAUAACUCAGGCAGACAAAAAAAGCAAGGAUAAUCAAGUCAUCCUAGAAUUGUCUGAAUUUAGAAUUCAAAAUUUUAAUGAUAAUAUGAAGUAUUACCAAGAGAAGGUAGCCGAAUUGGGUGAAAAACUGCAAAAGAAGGAAGCUGAAAUAGCUAUCUUUCACGAGUAUAAUGAACGGUUAAAGGAGGAAAAGGAAAAAAUGACCUACGAGCAUGACAAGCUGGUGGAGCGACUGAACGAAUUACAACUCGAAAAUGAUCAUCUCAGAAAUGAAGUAAUCUUCCUAAGGAAGGAAACCUCCUUAAGUAAGAACCACCCUUCUGGGAAGGACAAAGCUAACACAACCCUAGUGGCGGAUGACAUCUCCUACGUGAAUGAAAAAUCCACGACUCAGAACGAUGAGCGAAGCGACCAGCAUUCUGAGUACGAAGAGAAGGAAGAAGCAAACGGAAGCAUCUAUAAAGGAGUCUUCAAAUUCAUGCAACCUAAGAAGAACACCCAUGAGGAGAAAGAACAACUAGGGUUAAAAGUAGCCAAACUGACAGACGAAAAUUUACUCCUCAUUAAGGAAAAUGAAGAAAUUUUUGAUAAACUUCAAACAAUGUCCAGCGAAAACGUGAAACUUAAAAACGAGUGUAUGUAUGUCAAAGCGGAUGCAGAAAAGUCACUCUUCUAUCUAGAGUAUGAAAAAAAGGAAAAACUAAAAUAUAAAUUAUUGCUGAGGCAAAAUAAACGUAAAGGGAAAGAACUCAAGAGAACGUUUAACAAAAUGAUGGGAACUAUGAAGGAUCUAGUCAUAAGUGUAAAAAAAAUUGACAAGGAAAACAAAAAAAAUGAUAUUAACAACUCCUUCUUUAUAUCCUCUUCGUCCGAAAAUAAUUCCCAUGAGGAGCUCCUCUCAGAUAACGACAACACAAACACGCAGUUGAUGGUGUCUUCUGUGGGGAAGUCCAAAAAGAGUCUCAACAACACCAGUGUCGAUGGGAAGCAUAGCUUUUAUAGCAGGUCCACCAAAGUUCUUAGAGCCUCAGAAAAUGAAAACGGGGGAGGAGAAAGAGAAUCUCAGGGGAGAAAAACACACCGCACACAUAUGAACGAGAGAAAAUCCGCAAAGAGAUACAUGAAAAUACGAAUGCACAGAUUCUCUAUUUGCAGCAACUUUAAGAUAAACGUGAACAAGUAUAAGAAGGCGUGUAAGGAGGCGGAGGACGGUGCUAUGUUCUUCUUGAAAGAUACUGGCAAUACCGACCUCCACUCGUUGGCAAUUCAACCGAGAAACGCCAAAGGUUUGGAUACUUUUUACUCCAUCCCGAACAGCACCGACUCGAAGGUAAUAGUAAACGUAUCAGAGGAGGAGAAGAAGAAAAAGAAAAAGAAGAAAAAGGCGAACAAUUUUUCCAUAUUUCAAACUUCCAAAAUGAUCAACGAUCUUAACUAUAUUAGAAGAAAGUACGAUUCGAAAGUGAAGGAAACAUUAACCAUGCAAAAGAAAUUGAUGGAAAAUGAGAAGGAGCUGAACGGAACCAAUAUAAAGUACGAGAAUCUGCUGAACGAACACGAUUCGCUUAUUUCGCAGAUUAAAGAAAGGACGGAAAAGCUAGCCAACAUAGAAAAAAAUUACAACCUUUUAUUUGAAAAGUACAGCGAAACACAGGACGAAAUGAAGAUGCACGAAAAAAAGACACAGGAAAUUUUUAACGAGUGUAACGAGUUAGUAGAAUAUAUGAAAAAGAAGGAAAACAAAAUUAAAGAAUUCGAUGAACACUUAAAAAAAAUGGAAAUAAAAUACAAAGAGGAAAAGGAAAAAAAUGACAUCCUCACAAAGGAUAAUGUCUCGCUGGAUAAUUUAAAUGCAAAGUAUAAGGAAGACAUCGAAUUGUAUAGGAAAAAAGUUGAGAGCAUGCAGACUGAGUUAAAGUUGAGACUCUCCAAAAUUGAUGAGUUGGAGUUAAUCCAGAAAAACUCCGAAAAUGAAAUGUUCUACCUAAAGUCAGCCACCUACAAAUAUGAAAUAAAUUUGAAGGAGGCCCAUGACGAGUUGAACAAAAUUAAUGAUGCCACUGUCAAGUUGCGGAAGGAAGUCAGCGAAAAGGAGGUUAAUCUAAACCUGUUAAAGGAGCAAAUCCUAAACAGGGAUUACUUCCUCUAUAGCAUAAACGAGUCUCUAAAAAGAAAGGAAUACUUUUACAAAAACGUCAAGCAAAGAGUUCAGGGGUUCAACAAAACCUUUAUCGAAUUGUGCGAAAGCUUCGAAAUGAGUGAAGUGAAAAAGUUCAAUGAGCUAUAUGAAGGCUUCGAAUAUAAUGAUGCCAGCUAUAAGAAGCAUAUGCUAAAUUUUCAGCUGCAUCAUAAGGAUAAAUUCGCAGACACCGUGGAAGAUAUCGUCAAAACGGUGGAUGCUCUGAGCGAAUUUAACCUCAAAUAUGAAGAAGAGAAGAACGACAUGGCCAACCGAAUUAAGGAUUUAGAGAACAAACUAAAAAUAAAGAUGAACGAAAAUAACGAACUGUAUGAACAGUAUGAGAGCAAUAUUAAGAGCAUCCUGCUCGAGCGAGACGAGCGGGUGGAAGAUUGCCUCAUCCUCUCCGAAGACGUAAAAAAAAAAAAUCAAGAAAUACACACACUUGUCAAAGAGUUGGAAGAAAAAAACGUCGAAUAUAAUGAAGUACAUAUGAAAUGCACCUUCCUCACCAAUGAGGUAAAAAAUUUAGAAAGUGCCAAAAUUCAUCUAAAGGAAAAGCUGAGGGAAAUCGAGUCCGAACAGGAAAAACAAAUUGAAUUUCUCAAAAAGGAAAAUGAUUACCUGAAGGACGACAUAGCUAGCAUCAAGAAGGUCAUUCACAACUUGGACGAAGAAAAUGAAAAGCUAAAAGGAACAGUAGAUAGUUUGAAGCAAGAAAAGUACGCCUAUGAAAAGGAGAUAGACAAACUGAGGGAAAUUCUUGAAGAAGAAAAACGAUUUAAUGAUAUUCUGAAAGAAAACGAGCAAAACUUUAUUCAAGAAAUUAAGGAGGCACACCAGUACGCUAUCAGGAAGGAAGAAGAAGUUAACGUCCUAAAACUGAACCACGAAUUAGAACAAAAAAAAUACGUUGAUGAAAUUGAUCACUUAAAAAUUAAAAAUAAAGAAAUACAAGAUUCUGUGAAAAACCAACUGAAAAUGGUCUCAGACUUGGAACUGCAGAUGCUGGAGUACAAAGUCCUUUUGGAUAAAAACACCAGCAUGAAAAUGCUAGUGCAAGAUUUGGAGAAUAAAAUUGAUGAGCUGAUCAAGGACAAUGAAAAAUUGUGCAUCGAUUUGAAGAAAGAAAAACUUAUCAAUGAAGAAAAGGAAAAAAAUAUUGUGGCACUAAGUGAGGAUGUCAAACUGUGUGAAACAAAAAUUCACGAUCACGAAUCGUUGCUCCUCAAACUGAAAGACGAAAAGGAGCAGCUCAAUGAAGAAAUAUUCAUCCUCAAUGAUAUAAAAAAGAGCAAAGAUUCUAUUAUAGAAGAACUGGAGAAUAAUUUGAGGAAAGCUGUUUUCGGCGAUGUCAAACUGAGCGAAAUGGAAAGGUCGCAACUGCAGCAUAAGGUAUUCACCGAGGAGGACCUCGGCAUUGCCAAAGAGAAGGAGGAAGAGCUAGAUUUUAACGACCUGGCUAAUUCCACUAUGUGCAUUUUUAACAAUAACGGGAAUCUGGGGCCAACCCUAGGCAGUAGCAACAGGAAUAAUGUGGCCAAAAUGAUUGAGCUUAAAAAAUAUAGUCUUUUCUUGAAGGAAGAAAAUGACGCCAUAAAACAAGAGCUAAGAAAAUUGAAAGACAGGACCUCCAUCGAUGAAAGGAAAAACGUGGAGAUGCAAAGAAUAAUCGAAAGGAGAGAUGAUAUUAUUAGAAAAAUGAACAAUGAAAUAGUUACCUAUAAUGACAAGAUAAAAAUCUUUGAGAAAGACACGAACCAACUGAACUCCGAACUGUACGCAGCUAACGAGCUGCUCGCCCUUCGAAGUGAUGAGUGCAAAGAGCUAUCGAUGGAGCUGUAUGAGCUCACCGAUGUGAAGAAUAAGUUAAUGGUUCGAAACGAAGUUCUGCAGAAACAGGUCGAUUUCUUCAAACAGGAAGUGGAGGAGAAGGCGGAGCUCCUAAACGACUUGGACAUGAAGAAAGCAGAAAACGACACCAAGGAGUGUGAGAAAAACGCCAUUAUCAGCGAAUACAACCGGACCUUAAACGUGUACUACAAAAUUUGUUCGCGCAUUAUUUAUUACAAGAAGUACGUCGAGAAGGAGCUGAGCAGGGGUGACGGAGUCGAUGGCGAGGGUUUGGGCGCCUACGUGGGGAUCACCCCUAGUGAAGGCCUACAGCAAAGCGUACAACACAGCGCACAGCGCAGUGCACAAAAUGGCGCCCACCAGGACGACUCGCCUCUGAUUCACUCCUUCCAAAGCGAACUAGCGAAUUUGAACCCUUCCGACACGAACGAAAUAUCCAGUUAUAUUAGCGAAUUUCUCAAGUGCGUGCGUCUGCUCAUUUUUAAAAAAAGGGUGUUCGAGUCGAAGCUGGAAAACGCAGAGAGGAAGUACAACGACUUUAAGGAAAAGCUCAAGGAAGACAGAGAUCUCAUAAGCGAUUUGAAAAAAAGGCUAAGACAAAAUGAAGAGCACCACAUGAACAUGAACAGGCAAGAGAACCAAGACAGCCGAAAAUAUAGCCCCCUCUGCGAAGAAGCAGAAGCAGACUCCCUCUCGAUCAACUACAAAGAACUCAGCACAGACAUAAGAAAAAGCCAAAGCAAUAAUGAACAAAUAGAAAAAAAAAAUAUGCUACUCCUAAAAUUAGAAAAUGAAAAACUGAUAGAAGAAAAUAAAUAUCUAAAUGAACAGAUAAACAGUUUGAUUAACCUACAAAAUAGUAUGAACGAAAUGAAGAAAAAAAACGAGUAUGGAGAAAAGGAAGGAGCACAAAAUGAGUACAUGUUUGUGGCGGAAAACAAGUUCCUCAAAUUUGAGGUAGAAACAAUGACCAACGAACUCAACAUUGUUAAGAACAAAAAUGAAUAUCUGAAAAAGAAGGCGGACAACUAUGAAGAAAUAAUUGACAGUUUGCAAAAAGAAGUUAUACACAUUUUGGAUAAACAAAAGGAGUGCGAUGAGGAGUACUACAAAAUGGAAACCGAGUUGGAAAAAAAAAACGAACACAUUGAAGACUUGAUGCAAAGGAGGAAAGAGGAUCAACAACAAAUCGAAGCGGAGUACUCGAAGAGCCUAAAAUUGGAGAAGGAAUUUCUAGCCUUCACAGAUGACCUAUUCAAGAAGGAAUGCAAAUUGAAGGAGUUUGAAGAAAUUGUGAAGAACCUAAAGGAUGAUAUUAACGCACACAUUGUAGAAAAAGAAGAGCUAAAAAAUAUUGUAGAAAAUUUGAAAACAAAAUAUGGCACAUUUCAAAAUAAGUAUAACGACCUUUAUGACAUCUUUGAGAAGGAGAAACAAGGGAAAUCCGAGAUGGAGAAAAAGCAAGAUAGUGCACUACUCACGAGACUAAAAAAUUAUGAUGACAUUAUCUCGGAACUUCUAAAGGAGAAAGAAAAUUUACUAAACAAGUAUGAAGAAUUGAAGAGAGUGUAUGAUGAAAAGCUGAAAGUAGAAUCCCUUCUGCACAAAGAAAUCAAUGAACUCAGAAAGAGUAACGAAAAAUUGAGUGAACAGAAUAGCUCUUUGAUCGAAAAUGUCAACAAGUUGGUUAAACAGAAUGAGCAGUACAACAUCAAGUUAGUAGAUCUAGACAAGGAAAAAUUUGACCUCUAUAUGAAAUAUCUUAAAGUGUCGGAGGAGUUGAACAACUUUUCUGCGUCCCCUCUCCGUUCGAAUCACAGCGCAGUGGAUAAAAAUUUCACAGAUAAUAGGCUUUCCAACCCUCCCUUGUCUAGAGGGAACAGCCCGGGAGGUGAAUCGCAUGGAAAGGAGUCCAAAAAGAGCAUCUUUAAUCAGUAUGAUCAGAGGAAGAGCCAGGACACGGAGCGCCAAGACACAGAGCGCUUAACCCAGGAAGGGGAACACCCUCAAAAGGGAGUCAUUAGAAAUAAUCGGAAGAACGAAAUCAGCCACUUGGAAGCAGAAAAUCGUGCCCUUAAGGAAAAGAUUAAUGAAUUGGAGCAAAUGAAUGGAAACAUAUUUAGCGACAAUAAGGUAUUAAUAGAAAUGAUUGCCGAGGCAGACAAACGGGGAAAGGACCUACAAAUUGGAGAUAUAAAAAGUUUGAGGAAUUACGAAAUUUUGAUGAAAGAAAACAAACUUGAAAAGGAAGAAAACGAACAUUUGAAGUUAGAGAUAUAUAAUUUGAAGAACCAAAUUGAUCAGUAUAGUAUCAUGCUUAAUAAAAGGAGCCAGUACGAGGAAAGAAACAAAAGGGCCAAAAAUUACCUCUACUACUUAAAUGACAAAAUCAAAGGGUUCAUAGAAAUUUUCAGCGAAAAGAACUUUAACUAUGAAUACUUCAAAUCGGAACUAAAAAAAAUUAAGUCCACCAAUUUGAUGAUUAUUGAAGAAAAUUUCGAAAAUUUCAAGGAAGGUGGCAACUCCAGAAUAAGUACCCCAAGUAAGCACACCCUGGAGGACGAUAACAAGAGUGUCAGCUCCAAAAUAAUUGUCAAUUUUUUCACUGCCUACAAUGAUACAAGUAAAACCAACGAAGACGACAUCAUCAUUAACAGAUUCGAAUUGAAAAAAUUCUACAAGUGCAUCAUAAAAUUGAAGGAGGAUUAUCAUAAGAAAUGCCUCCUGGCUGAUAACCAAAAAAAUCUCAUUGAAGAAUUGAACAAGGAGAUCUUUAACUACUCCACGCAGAAUAAGAAUCUCCAAAAUGAUGAACUUGAACUGAAGAAAAAAGUGACCCAAGUGAUGAAUGAAAAUGCGGCUAACGUUGAAAAGUUUGCCAAAUUGAAUGGAAAUUUGAUCAGCAGACUUAACGAGGAAGUCUCUAAGAACGAAAAGUUGAUCUCCGACUUGAACACACAGAACGAGAUAAAUAAACGCCAUCAGGAGAACCAGAAGAGGAUAGGAAAGGCGCUAAAUUUUAAACACUUCACGAGUGAUGAUUUGUCAAAACAGGAUGAAGACAGCACGGAAAGAAAUUUACAAAAAAUUCACAUCUUACUCGACGAGUAUGAAGAGCUGAUGAAGAACAAUUCCAAGUUGCUAACAACCAGUGACAAAGUGGCUGCGGAAAAUGACACCCUUAAAGAGGUCAUUACCAAAAUGGACAAAGAAAUUAACGACCUGACACUCGAACUGAAUGAAAAGAAAGAACAACUCAGUCAGGAAAAGUGCAAAAAUGAGCAACUCGCACGCCGAAGUGCACGCAAAUUGGACGAUGAGCAGGGCAAACUUGGUAGAAAUACACCCCAAAAUAAUAGAGAGCAGUACAACGAAGACGUCAUACAAGAAUAUGAAACAAUUCUUCUCGCCAUUGAAAAAAAAAACUCCGAGUUGGAGAACCAUUGUGAGAGUUAUCAAAAACGUAAUGACGAACUCAGCGACAAGUACGACGCGUUGCUUAAGGAGUACAACGAGCUGAAACGUUUUGUGAAGGAAAAGAAAAUUGAAUUCAAGUUGGCUCAGGAGAGAAGCCAAAAUGAUGACGAGGACGGGGAAGUCUCCAAAAGUCAGGCAAGAGGAUCAGAAAAAAUGAUCUUAAAGGAGAGACAUUCGCGCAGUGGGUUCCUCACAGCAGAUGAGUUGAUCGCCCUCAGCAAGCACGUAAACGCCGUUGAGACGCUAAACAGGGAUUUUCUAAAAAAUGAAGAACUGGAACAGUUCAUAGUUUUAAUCAAACAAGACCUUGACAAUAUUCUGAGAGAGGACUGCGGGCAGGGGGGAGAGUCGGGCGCUCCGCAAAGGGGACUCCCGAACGAGCAUCGCAGCGAAAUCAGGGGCGAUCUGCUCAGCGGACUUUUCACCCGAUUGAGCGAAAAAGAAAAGGAGGUAAAUAAUUACAAAGACGCGAUGGACAGCCUGCAAAUGCGUUUGGAUAACAAGGAGGAAAUAAUUAACAAUUUGAAGUAUGCUUACGAAAAUGAGCUGAAGCGAAAAACGGAGUUGACGAAAAGGCUGGAGGAGAAGGUGCAUGAAAAAAGUGGCCCCACCAACCAGGCAGACAUACAAAACGAACAAAUGUUUUUGAAAUUCCAAAACGGAUAUGAAGAACUGCUGAACGAGUAUAACGUCUCCCUAAAUACGCUGGAAGAAACGAAGGAAAAGCUAGAACUGCUAAGGAACGAAAAAGACAAAAUGGAAAAGUUAAAAGAAUUAGAAAUGAACGAUAAAGAAUUUAUUAUCAAAAAAUUAGAACUAAUAAACACCCAACUUAAGGAUAAGGCAGAGGAGGUAAAAAAAUCCCUAGGUCAGCAACUUGAAAUGAAGGAAAACAUAAUCAAAGAUAACGUAGACAUGCUUGACGAGUUGAAGAAUCAAGUCGAUUUUUUAAAAAAUGAAAAAAGCAAAAAUAGCAAAUACACCGCAGAGCUAGAAUUGCAGCUAGCCAAUUUGAACAACGAAAUGAACACACUGAAUAAUCUCCUCAAAGACUCUAAGGAAGAAAUCAGCUUGAUAAAUUGCGCUUUGGAAGAAAAAGAAAAUGAGGUAACCGACUUGAGGAGCAAAUUAGAGAGUUACCUAAAGGAAGCGGAUGACACCACAAUGCAGUAUGAACCUCCACAAACGGGAAGCAAACGUAAUAGUAGCGUCUCAGAGAAGAGACGACAAAGCUUCCCAGGAAGUAGUGAACAUAUGUUGAAGGAAAACGAAAUUAUUAAUGAAUUGAAGAGAAAGAGCCAAAUACAAACUAAUCUACAUUAUCAAAAAUUGAACGAACUACGGAUCGAUCUGAAGAACUCUUUCGUAAGUUACAAUAAACUCAAAUUCGAUAGUGAAAAAAAAAUUGAAGAUUACGAAGAAGAAGCAAAUAAUUUAAAAUACUACAUAAAAAAAAUCGAAGAAGAAAAUGAAAAAAAAGAUAAGAAAUAUGCGCUAAUCGAAAUUGCAAUCAAAGAAAUGGAUAAAGAUUUAAUCAUCCUGAAAGCACAACUAGAAGAAAAGAGUCUCUACAUUAUAGAUCUUGAAAAGAACAUACAACGAUAUGAAACAGAUCUGCAGUUCCUCGAUGAAGACGCGAAAGUAGUGCACCAUGUAAUUAUGACUUACGUCGAAUCGGAUGGAAGUGACAUUCACCAUUUGACGAACGAACUCACCACCAAGAUGAAGACGAACCAUUUCGUUUUCCUCAAAGAUGUCAUGGUGAAAGUUUAUCAAAAAUUUAUUAACACGCAGAUGAAGCGAAAAGAACAGCGUAGUGGCAAUAGUCAUGAUGGUAACGCCGUUUUGGAGAGGGAGAAGGAAAUUCUAACCUUGGAAGAGAAGCUGAAUAAAAUCCUUUUCGAAAAAAACGGGUUAGAAAACGAAGUGAGGUUGGUUAAGCAAGAGCUGGACACGUUGCACGAGAAGAGGAGCGCUUGCGCAAAGGAGCUCAACGGGCUUAUGAAUGAACUGGACAAACGACAUGAAGAACUGAGUCACGCGAAACAUCGAAUAGACGAGAUAGAGAGGAGGGAAAAAAACCUAUACGAUAAGGAAAGCGAGCAGAUCAGAAAUGGAGAAGAAAUGGUAAAGAGGGAAAACGAACUGUCCAGCAAAGAGAACGAAGUGAUGAAGCAGGCGAACGAGCUGACGACCAGGGUGGAAGAACUGAACAACGAGAAGAUACACAUGGAGGAGCUGAAAAACGAUCUGAUGGUUAAGUUCGAAAAGCUGUACAAUGCGCAGAACGACAUCAAAAUCAAGGAAACAAAAUUAAAAAAAAUAUACGAGAAAUUGAAAAAUCACAAUAUUGUAGAAUUACUAGACAUUAACAACAAUGAAAGUUUUUUAAACACAUCGUCGACAAACAAUUUUAAUAACUCUACGUCGCUAAAGAGAAUAAUCGAAAUGGACAAUUUGGAGAAUGAAAAUGGAAGCCUCAAUUUGGACUCACUCGAGUAUACGACCUACUUCAAGGAGUUUAAAAAAAGAAUUAAACAUUUGAAAAACGAUCUAACGAAUCGGGAGAAAGACAUGGAGAUAUACAAAAAAACUCUCGAAAUUGAGAAAAAAGAAAAAGAAAUCUACAAAAUUGAGUUAGAAAAGUUAAAGGAACUUGUGCAGGUAGAACAAAUGAAUAGAAGAAAUCUGGACGAGGAGUUGGAGAAAUAUAAAAAUGAUGACUCCCAUUUUUUGAAGUCUCUAAAAGAAUCGGAGGAACAGCUGAAUGAAAAAAAUAAAACAAUUUUAGAACUGCAACAGAAGCUGAUUGAAACUUCGUACGAAAUGAGUUUAAUGGAUAAUAAGAGCAAUAUUCUACAAGAAAAAAACAAAGAAAGUGAAAAGAAAAUCGAGCAACUUAAUGGUAUCAUCUCGAAGUACGAAAAAGAAAUUAACCAACUGAAUAAGGAAAAGCUAAAUAUUACCAGAAAAUCGAUCGAAAAAAUUAUAGACGACGGGGAAGAUAUCAAAAAGCUGAAAGACAAUUUGGAGGAUGCCCAUCAGGUAAUGCAGCAGUUGAAGGAGAAAAAUGAACAUCUGCACAGUGUGAACAGUGAACUACAACAGGCCAAUAGAGACAUGCGAGCAGACAUAGAUAUACUGCUCUCCAACAUAGAGGACAUAAGCGAGGAAAAGAAAAUGAGCGAGCAGAGACGCAGAGAGGGUGAAGACAGGUACGAUGAGCUUAAACGGGCUUACGAAGAAAAGGUACAGGAGGGUGAACAGAUGUACGGCAUGUUAUCCUCCAAGGCGAAAAGGAAGUUGCACUUUGGAGGGCAAGCGGUGGACCACGAGGAGGGGAAAGAAAGGGCAAGUCAAAUAAAUGGAGAAAUGGAUGAUGAAUCGGGCCUCCAACAACGCCGCGCAAUGGACCAGUCCGUAGAUCAACCAAGGAACCAGUUUGAAACCCCCGAGUUGGAAGAAAAACACACGGAAGAGAAACAUCUACAUGAAAUGAACGAAAAGAACGCAGUUAUCGAGUCGUUGAAGGAUAAACUGGCUCACUACACCGAGGAAAACAACAAAAAAGAACAAGUUAUAAAAGAGUACAAAUCUUUGGUAGACGAAAUUUCAAGCAAAGUGCACAUAUUUGAAGACAACCUGCAGUUCCUUGUCAAACUGAACCAGUUUGUAAAUGACAACAACUACUCAUACGAGCAGGUGCUAGUCAUUCUAGAUGAAUCUAUGGUGUACAGAAAAAUAUUGAAUAAAGUACUUUUGGAAAAUCAGUUUUACAGACAAAUUUCUCAAAUUAAGGAAUACCUUUUUGAUAUAAUAAAAAAGAACGCAUCGAACACGAGGGAAACGCUAAAAUUGAGUCUGCUAAAGAGGAGGAACUCGAAGAAGGAAAACGGAUUAAGUAAUUCAAACAAUGCUCUGUACAUGAGUGAGAAUAUUCACUCCUUCCCACACGAGAAUGACUCCCUGGUGGAUAACGUGGAGUAUAUCCUAAGAGCAAUCGAUAGUGAUUUUACCAAUUUCGAAAACGUUUGUGAUGAUAUUUGCCACUUACUCAAAAAGGAAGAGUGGCACAGUUUGUGUAAAAAGAUAAACGUACUCGAGUUCAGCUUUAACAAUGUAGUUAAUAAUAUCACAAAUGAAAUUAAAAAGGUUAGUAAAAAGUGCAACGAGAAGGGAGAAUUGAGGAAGAGCCUUAAAGUGAUGAAGAAGAAAUUUAAUUCGCUGUCCAACGAUUUUCUAAAAAGCGUGAAAGAGUUGGAUAAUCUGAAUAUUCUCCUUUCGAAAGAGUCCGAAAAAAACGAAUUGCUGCAGGCACAAAAUGACGAACUGAAGCAACUGUAUGAUAAGUUAAAUGGAGACUACAAGGACAAAUUGGGAGUUAUCGAAGAACAGGAGUACGAGGUGAAAAACUUGAGAGAGCAGCUAAUGGAAAGGAAUGAACACAAUACGAAGGCAGAACAAAUGAACGAGUUCCUCAAAACGGACUUGAGUUAUCUAAAUACAUCCCUUGAUCAGGCGGCACAAAACUUAAACGAAUUGAACAAUGAAAAUGUGAAAAACAAAAGGAGGGUAAUCGAACUGACGGAGGAAAAUACCUAUUUGAAAAACCAAAUGGAGGAUAAAUCCCAAGUUAUAGAACACCUAGAAAUUGAUCUCGAAUCGAAAAAUCAAGUGAUCAAUGAGCUGAAGGAGUUUAACGAAAUGUUGAUUAAAAAGGUUGAGGGGGGCAACUCCAAUAGGGAGGAUGACCGCACCGAUGAUGCGCAAAAUAAGGACAACCCGAGAGGAAGUUCCAGCAGUGCAAAAAUCACAAGUAACAGUGGAAGAAACAAGGAUGCACGUGCAAGCGACUCGUGUGAAGAAAUAAAUAAAAAGGAACUGCUCAUCAUCAUCAGCAAGCUAGAAAAUGAUAAUAACAUACUGAACGAAGAAUUAGAAAUUUUUAAAAACAAUUUUAACGCAUUGAAGGAUAAAAAGGAACAGUUGGAAGACAUCAUUAACAGCAACGACUUGGCCCUGAACAGGAGAGAAAUAGAACUGAACGAUGCCAUCAUCGAAAAGGAAAAAAUGCUGGAAGAAACCGGCAGGUACAAAACAAAGUGCAUACAAAUCAUAGACAUAUGCUUUAACAAAGAUUUCAAUAUAGUAGACAUAAGGGAAAAAAUUGUUGCCAUCUUCGAAAAUGAGGAUGAAGAAAUCGAAGAAAUUAUUAACUGCCAUAAGAGGCUACUCUACCACAAUGACAGUACCCAUCGAGGGACCCAAGAGGGGAAUACGAACAAAAGGAGCAGCAUCAAGGGAGGGGAUAAAUCGACACAGCUGCAAGACGAAGACAGAAUAACAAUCAUCGAACAAGAAAAAAUCCUACACAUUGAAGAAAUGAGCAAAAAGAAUGAAGAACUAAUCAAAAAAAAUGAAGAAAUUUGGAAAAUGAAUAAAUAUAUUGAAGACUUAAACAAAGAAAUUACCAACAAAAAUUAUAUCAUCAUUAAGCACCAACAAGAUGUGGAGGACAAAAAUGACAUGCUGGAACAGAACCAACAAUAUAUUCAGUUUUUGAAGGACCAAGUAAAAUUGCUAUGCAAUAACAUCGAUGAAAAUAAUUUGUUCGAUAUUAAUAACGUGAAUUUGUCGCCUACGCUUAGGAGCUUCAUAAAGAGGAAGAGCUUCAACGCGAGGUGCUCCUUCGCUGACGUUUCGGAGAGGAAGGGGGGGAGCUUCCGCGAGGGGGGGAACAACAGUCGCUUCAACGAGGAGGAGGCCUUCAAACAGAGCGACCACUUCAGACAAAGCGACCACUUCAAACAAAGCGACCACUUCAGACAAAGCGACCACUUCAAACAAAGCGACCACUUCAGACAAAGCGACCAAUUCGACCUAAGCAGGAGGAAGCGGCUGUCCGAAUUAAACAGCCAGGAAAUGUACAACUUCUACGAUGAAAACGAAGUCAAGCUGGAGGAAAUGAAUUUAAAAAUGGAUGAACUGACGGACAAACUGAAGGUUGCAGAGAACCAAGUGAAAGUGCUAAAGGGGGAAAACAACGAAUUGGUGGAAAAGUGUGAAUUUUUAAAGAAGGAACUCAAGUACACACAAGGCACCAAACGUAAUUUAAUGCUCUGCGAAAGUAGGCUCAACAUACUAGAAAAAGAAUUGCAGGAGAAACAAAAAAAACUAGAUGCACAAAAUAAGACCGUAAACGAGUGUGUCGAUAUGUAUGUGGAAGAAAAUUCUGAAAAUUUCAACAAAAUUUUGGAACUCAAAAAGGAUAACGAAAAGUACAAAAUAGAAGUAAAUAUUCUCAAUGAAGAAAUAGCCACACUGAAAAGCCAAGUGAGUACCUACAGAAAUGACAUCAAAAAUAUCAGCUCUACUUUAGAUUUUUACAAAUCCACACAUGAAGAAUUAGUAAAUGAAUUCAGCAAGGAAGAAACCACAAAUGUGUAUUACAAGAAGCUGUGCGAAUUCUUGAAAAAGGAAAAUGAACAGGUGAAGGAGAAUUUACAAGCGGAGGAAGAAAACAAAGAACAGCUCAUAUCAAGCAUGAACGAAAUACGGGAACAGUUAAACAACUGCAUGAAGGAGAACUACGAAAUUACGCUCGAUUUGGAGUUUUUCCAAAUGCAAAAUGGAAUACUAAAGGAUAGCUGCAAGUACUACAAAGAGAGGGAAGACCUUUUAAUAAGUAACUUAAAUGACAAGGACACCAAUUUGAACAUGUUGGAAAAUUUUAAAGAAGAAAAUUUAAAAGAAUUUAUCGAAAAGCUCAAGGACGAAAUACACAACUUGAAGGAUGCCAUUUCGGAGAAAACGAAGACCAUUGUUUCGUUAAAGUACCAAAUAAAGGAACACCAUUUUGAGAGCAUCUCAAAAAAAGGAGAUCACCUUGAACAUAAAAAUAAUGUCCAAGAAAUUGUCGACUUGAAUAAUAUGACCUAUGUCCAAAGUAGCUUAUUUAUUUAUAUUAAUUUAUUCAAAAGUGUUCUUUUCAUUAUAAGUGAAAUUUUGUUCUUUGCCGACCCCACAAAUAGCCUCUAUGUCGAAAUUUUAACUCUUUUAAAGUUAAGGGUGGGGAACCAAGACGCAAAUGUAGAGUUGGAUAACAUGAUUAGGCAUUUUAACCUUUCCAAAAUGGACUGUGAACAUAUUUUCCAGUCCGUCCUUAAGUCGAAAAGCAUCCUCAGGGAAAAACUUCAGCUUCUGCAGUUAAAAAUUUGCUAA